Molecule: messenger RNA, 579 nt
Organism: Saccostrea cuccullata (small rock oyster)
Lineage: Eukaryota; Metazoa; Mollusca; Bivalvia; Ostreida; Ostreidae
Product: nuclear receptor 2C2-associated protein-like
Exons: 4
Coding region: 17-442 (141 amino acids)
Source: RefSeq, a predicted model, not a curated record
UCAAUGUAAAACUUUAAUGAUGACAAGCAUUUUAACCAACAAGGACACUAGUUUAAAAGUUAGUUCAGUGCUGAAUAGAGACAUCAAAAAUUAUGGACCACGACAUAUGGUAGAUGGGGAAGAGGAUACAUGUUGGAAUUCUGAUCAAGGUUCCCCUCAAUGGAUAGAAGUUAAUCUGGAUUCAUUAUCUAAUGUGGAAGAAAUUCAAAUCCAAUUUCAGGGGGGAUUUGCUGGGAAAGAUUGCAGUUUACAGAUGACUGAUGAGAAUAAUGAUAAACACACCAUAAUGGAAUUCUUUCCAGAAGAUGUUAAUUCAUUACAAAGCUUUAAAUUACCACAUGUAACCUCUCUGAAGAAAUUCAAAAUAAUAUUCAACAACAGUACAGACUUUUUUGGUAGAAUAACCAUUUAUCAGUUGAAGGUUCUUGGUAUUCCUAUUUGAUAUGUAUUACUGUAAUAGCUUUUUUUUCUUGUUAUUUGGAAAAAGAAAUUAAAACUACAAAGUACAUCUUUAAUAUACAUUUACUUUCACAUUUGUACCAUAAAACAUCCAUAUCAAAUUUUCAUUGUGACUUCAUA